Elephantulus edwardii (Cape elephant shrew) is the source of this 2808-nucleotide messenger RNA. RefSeq lists its product as uncharacterized. The record is from RefSeq and is a predicted model, not a curated record. Lineage: Eukaryota; Metazoa; Chordata; Mammalia; Macroscelidea; Macroscelididae. The transcript has a single exon. Bases 1 to 2808 code for a protein of 935 amino acids.
AUGGGCUUUCAGGAGGCUGCUGUCUCAGCAGCACCCACUGCAUCCGAUUACGUCCAGGAGCACAAAGUCGCCAGAAGACAAGAGCUACCUGAACAACCUGAGCACCUUGGGGAAAAGCUCCUCACUAGACCACACAACACUACACCAGACCCAGAACACCAAGGUACCCCUAAGCCCCUGAGUUUUAUCCAGGAGAGUUGUAGCUCUCAGUCAGACCAGCAGCCCCUAAAUAUCCACAACCACAUUUGUGCCAGUGUGUCCCUGUCUGCCUACCAAGGAACUUAUCACAGGCAGCCCCCAGGCCAGUCUCCCACAGUGGUCAUGCAGAUGCCCUCCUCGGGUGCUUCCACCUGCCAGCACCAGGAAGCCAUGGAAGACCGAGUUCUGGUAUUUGAUAUGGCUACGGGCAACACCAGGGUUGGGCUGCUGUGUCAUGAACCCAUGGACUCACAGGCCAUGUUGGUGGGUAUGGUGCCCAAACACCCAUGCAUCUGCAUCCCUAAGUCAAUGCAGCCAAUGGGCUCGCCAAUACAAUUGCCUGAUAGCCCUCCCUCCAACUUCUGGUCCACCUCACCUAUGCUAUCCAGUCCUGUACCUUCCAGCCUCUCGCCAGGCAGUUACCGAGAGGUGUCCCUACUUCCCAAGGAGGCCAAGUUCAACCUGGAGACACAGAACACCUCUGGUCCUGAGACUCCCAUCAGACUCCCAGUGCACACUGGGCCUGUCUCACUGGGGAUGCCGCUCCAAUUUGGUGAGAAGAUACUGACCCCUGUUUCCAAUACCGGAUGGUCAAAACCUGAUGCAGAAAAAAAUGAACCUAGGCAUAUUCUCUGGCCACUGGACACCUCUAAGAUGCCAGAUGGCCCCAUGGUCCAGUCUAAGAAACUACAGUGGGUGACCUCAGAGAAGACCCCAGAGCCUGAUUUGUCAGCCAAACCACAGGAGGUGACCAAAGUCCUGGUCCAAGAGCACACGAAGAAUCAGAACCAGGAGAAGGUCAUUAGUGUGCACGCUGAAGACCCAGCGAAGGUCCUCCUCACUGGUCAGCCCCUCUUAGCUGAGCAGCUCCUUCUUGCCAGAAAGAUCCCCCCUGAUUGCCAACAUUCUCAGGCUGACCAACCUCCCAGCAUCGAGAAGUCCAUCCACACUGAGCUGACACGGCUCACCUCCCCUAGGCAGCCUCCACUUCCUGAUCAGCCCCUCCUCACUGGAAAGCUUUUUCUCACUAAACACGUAACUUUCACUGAGCAGUUCCCCUUUUCCAAAGAACCCAUCUGUGCCAAAGAACCUGUUCCCUUGAAAGGGUUGCCAACCACCAGGGAGCCUGGACAGGCGGCCACCCUUUGCCAGGAAGGUGAAUCCUUGGGCCUACCAACUCAUGUGGCAGUACUCCAAAUGCCUCUAGACUCGGAGAAGACCUGUGUCUUUGUGAAACGAGAGAAAGUCAGCUGUGGGACCAUGCAAAGCUCCAGCACACAUCAGAUGGCGUGGCAACAAGAUAGCUCCUCCCGGGCCCAAGAGGAACAGCUUUCUCUGAUGACAUUCGCUAUGCCUGACACUGGCUGCAAGGUCUUGCCCAUCUCCGUGGUGGGCACUGAGCCUCAGGGUGCCCAGUUCAAGAUGAAGGCUGGGGACGUUACACACUCAUCGGUGGUGACACGUCUUGGCUUACUCCAAGGGAACUGCAAUGAGCUGCUGUCCAGCAUGGAUGCUCUACCGGUAAAGUCCGCAGGGAUCUGCUGCCGCCUCCAGGGUCCCUGCCAGAACAUGGCAGCCAUUGUGAUAGACACAGGCACAGGCUUUACCAAGUGUGGACUGGCUGGCGAGGACCAUGUUCUCAGUGUGGUACCCUCACGGGUUCAACUGCUGCAGCACUCAGCCCAGGGCCAGCCCCGGUACACGAUACCGGAGAAUCAAGAGGGCGCCUGCCCAGUGUUGACCCGAGGUGUGGUCUCUGACUGGGAUGCACUAGAAGUGUUGUGGCAACAUCUGUUCUACUGCAGGCUGGGUGUGCAGCCUGAGGAGCUAGCUGUUCUCGUGGCGGACUCUCCUGUUUCACCUCGUACCAACCGAGAAAAGGUGGCUGAGCUUCUCUUUGAGCAUUUCCAUGUGCCUGCCAUGCAGACAGUGCAUCAGGCCCUGUUAACACUCUACUCAUACGGGCGCACCACAGGGCUGGUGCUGGGCAGUGGCUAUGGCACCUCCUAUGUGACGCCUAUCCUCACAGGGGACCUGGCUCCACUUGAGACUCACCGGUUAGACGUUGCUGGUUGUGACCUUACUGAAUACUUGGCUCAGCUGCUGCUGGCAGGUGGCCACUCACAACUCAAGACAGAGGUGGUCAAUAAGAUAAAGGAGGCCUGCUGCUAUGUGAUCUCGGAUAUGUCCUGCAACCAAGCUCAGGCCCCGGUGAACUUUGUUCUUCCAGACAAGCAGGUCAUCACACUGGGUUCUGAGUGCUUUUGCUGCCCUGAGGCCCUUUUCCAACCCAGUCUGCUAGGCCUCAACCAGCCGGGCCUCUCACAACUGGCCCUCCAGAGCAUCAGCUGUCUGGAGGCCAAGCAACAGGAGCAGCUGCUAGCCAACGUGGUUCUGGAUGGUGGCAGCACCCUACUGAAUGGUUUUCCAGAGCGCCUGAGACAGGAACUGGGUCCCUGUGCCACUGUAUUGGGGUCUCCACACCGUGCUGUCACUGCUUGGCUUGGGGGAUCCAUCAUGGCAUCCAGGGAUUCCUUCCAGAGUCUGUGGCUCAGCCGUUGCCAGUAUGAGGAGGAAGGCUCACGGGCCAUCUAUAAAUACCAUCUGUGA